Messenger RNA from Penaeus monodon (black tiger shrimp), 787 nucleotides. Its product is annotated as probable diaminopimelate decarboxylase, chloroplastic. Gene Ontology annotation, molecular function: diaminopimelate decarboxylase activity. NCBI's taxonomy places the organism in Eukaryota, Metazoa, Arthropoda, Malacostraca, Decapoda, Penaeidae. The record is from RefSeq and is a predicted model, not a curated record.
AUCCGAGAACGAGGAUGGCCUAGGGCGUCCACCAUCAACCUGGGAGGUGGACUCAAUAUUCGGCUGUCAGGAUUAUCAGGGAAAAACGAGGAGCGCCCUGCAACCCCAGAGAAACUCGUGGGUGCAAUCCUUCCCCUCCUCCCUGAGGGCUCUACGCUCUUGCUGGAGCCUGGCAGAUCUCUUGUGGCAACAGCUGGUGUAUUAAUGACAGAAGUGUUAGGGAUGAAGGUUAAUGGAGAGCGCAGGUUCCUCAUGGUGGACGCUGCUAUGACUGAAGUCAUUCGUCCUGCCCUGUAUGGAGCCCAUCAUCCCGUGACUCACGUGACUAUCCCAUCUAGUCAGGAGAGGGCUGUGAUGGAUGUCGUUGGGCCAGUGUGCGAGAGCGGAGACUUCCUCGCCCACCGUUGCAUGCUUAGCCCAAGCCCUUCCUCCGGUGACGCUCUCGUGGUUUGGGCAACAGGGGCGUACUGUUCCUCCAUGGCUUCCAAUUAUAACUUGCGCCCGCGCGCCAUCGAGGUCCUCGUAAAGGCGCCCGACCUCUACACUGUCGUUAGGAGGCCAGAAAAUUUCGGAGAUCUCAUUUCGUGUUACAUGUAGAUGGCGAUGCUUGAUAUGAAUGGUAGACGCCAUUACAGCAGAACGAGGCAAGGCUAUUACUUAAUAGCCAAUAUAGAAACAGGCAUAUUAACUGUUAGGCCGCUUUGUGUCAUGUAUAUAUAAACAUAUAUGUAUAUAUAAACAUAUAUGUAUAUAUAUGUAUAUAUAUGCAUAUGUAUAUAUAUAUAUA